AUGGCUGACCAGUCCUUCGUUCUUCCCUGUUCCCCCUCAAUUUUGCGCCUGGAUCGAUUCGAUGUGGUCGGUUCGGAUGAGCCUGAAGUUCCCUUUUGGCAGAUCCUGUCUGGUCUCUUGGAGGAGUCACUCCACUCUGUCCGUGACAGCGCCUCUCUUAUUGAUCUUCUGCAAACCAUCUCCGUUGUGUUACACGGCGAGGCGGCCAAGAAUUACGAGUUCCUACGAGAAUUUCUGGACCAGCAUCUGACAAAGUUCACUCCGGAACCAAGCAAAUUCAUUGUAUCAACGUGGCCACGUCUAGUCAGUCUUGCACUGCAACUACCGUCUUUAUUCCCCACCGAUACCAUUCCUCCUUUCCAGGGCGACGAGACCCGACAGCUGAUCUUCAGUAGAAGGCACGUGGCAUGUCUGGUCGUCCACCAGUUCCUGUGCUCCUUGCCGGCCCAUCCAUGGCAGACAGAGUCCUUCGUUGACCUAUCACCUUGGUACUCCCGUGGAGAGGCAAUGCACCAAGGAGCCGUGCAGGCUUAUCUCACCGCACUCUUUACAUAUUUCGAAGCUAUAGGGGCUGACGAAUCAAAUAAUGGAAUCCUACACCACUCGGUGGAAGAUUGGCCCAUCAUUUUCAAGUUGUCAGAACGGGCCGAGAGCACAGCAUCCUCUCUGCUGCGCAAUAUGGCAGCCUCCUUGAGCCGUUUAACCGUGAUUCAGCUCCCACACGAGUCAACAGACAUCCCAUAUCUGGGUCUUCCAGACGGUGCAUGCGCGAUAUCCGCCAACAAAUGCGUGGGAUCGGGGGCCACGGGAACUCAAGAAGAGCUUCAUGUCCUCAUUUGCCAGGGGGCGGAAGCAAUGGUGACGAUCAAAGGACAUGGCAGACGGGCCUCCUUGGACAAGAUCCUGCAUACCAGAUCACCGUCAUCGUCCGCCAACUGGCGCAGCCGGACCAUGCUCUUCAUGGACGCCCUGGAAUUGGAUCUUGUGGUCCGUGCCCUUCCACACGGCGGAGAGAACAUCCCAGAUCUGAUGCCCAGCUCUCCCCAUCGAGAGUUGGCAAAGGCCUACACGGCGUUUUGCUCACACUCGAAAGGGACUAUUCAAACACCAUACUCCUUUGCGACGACCGGAAACUGGGGCUGCGGUGCCUUUGGGGGAAAUAAACAGGUGAAAGCGAUCAUACAGUGGUGUGCGGCGUCCAUGGCCAAUGUCCCGGAGCUUCGAUAUGUCUUGGGUGGCGCAGAGCAGAAGCGAUUUGGGGAGGAGCUCUCACGGUUCGUUGGCCAGGUAGCAGAGUACACCGGGAAAGCAUUGGAGCCUCGAGAUCUUUUCAAUGCCCUGACCCGUCUGAGUGAAGACAUCCAGAUUGGGAAGGCCCGCGUUCCCAAUCCAGAUGAGAUUUUUGAACAUAUUUGGAGCAAUCUAUAG
Penicillium oxalicum is the source of this 1428-nucleotide messenger RNA. RefSeq lists its product as uncharacterized. Lineage: Eukaryota; Fungi; Ascomycota; Eurotiomycetes; Eurotiales; Aspergillaceae. The transcript has 2 exons. Gene Ontology annotation, biological process: ATP generation from poly-ADP-D-ribose; regulation of DNA repair; nucleotide-sugar metabolic process. The coding region runs from base 1 to 1428 and encodes 475 amino acids. Gene Ontology annotation, cellular component: nucleus; cytoplasm. The record is from RefSeq and is a predicted model, not a curated record. Gene Ontology annotation, molecular function: poly(ADP-ribose) glycohydrolase activity.